This is a messenger RNA of Lactuca virosa, 2396 nucleotides long. The record is from the annotation of a GenBank genome assembly. NCBI's taxonomy places the organism in Eukaryota, Viridiplantae, Streptophyta, Magnoliopsida, Asterales, Asteraceae.
CGAAAUUGCUUUCUCCCCAUUUCAUUUUCACUUUCACAUACUCCUUUUGUAAAACGUAACUUCUCUUUCCCCAAUUUACCCCUACAUUCAAUCUCUCAUGGCGGAGGAUCGGAGACGCCAUGAACAACCUACUAACUCCGGUAGAAGGAGCCUGAAGAGGAAGCUGGAGGACGAAUUAAUCGUAGAUCAUAAGUUCAUUUCUACAGACGACGUUUCUCAACAAGAUCUAUUAUAUGAAAUUCGUGCUCAGGUUGAAGUACUCGAUUCUACUUUCUCAUCGAGUGAAGCAGAUCGUGCCCUAGUCAAACGCUCACUUCACGUCCUCUCCGAGUUCGCAAAGAAUGAGGAUAUUGUGAACUUGAUCGUCGAAUCUGGUGCUGUUCCAGCCCUAGUACGGCAUCUUCAAGCGCCACAGUCACUAGAAGAGGUUGUUACUGGCACAAUACCGUAUGAACAUGAGGUGGAAAAAGGAAGUGCUUUUACUCUUGGACUUCUUGCAAUUAAGCCUGAGCAUCAACAACGCAUAGUGGAUGCUGGAGCCUUACCUCAUCUGGUUGGUCUUCUUAAGAGACAGCUGGAUGGCCAAAGUUCUCGAGCACUGAAUGGUGCCAUAAGGAAAGCAGCUGAUGCAAUCACCAACCUUGCUCAUGAAAAUAGCAGCAUCAAGACCCUUGUUAGGGUUGAAGGUGGCAUUCCUCCACUUGUUGAAUUGUUAGAAUCCAGUGAUGCUAAAGUGCAAAGAGCUGCAGCGGGAGCCUUGCGUACACUAGCUUUCAAAAAUGAUGAAAACAAAAACCAGAUAGUGGAAUGUAAUGCUCUGCCCACCCUUGUUCUAAUGCUUCAUUCAGAAGAUGCUGCUAUACACUAUGAAGCGGUUGGUGUGAUUGGCAACCUUGUGCACUCAUCCCCAAAUAUAAAGAAGGAAGUUCUCCUUGCUGGAGCAUUGCAGCCUGUAAUUGAAUUGCUUAGUUCAACUUGUUCAGAGAGCCAAAGAGAAGCUGCAUUACUACUUGGACAGUUUGCUGCUGCUGAUACAGACUGCAAGGUACAUAUAGUUCAAAGAGGUGCUGUUGGUCCACUAAUUGAUAUGUUGCAGUCUCCAGAAGCUCAACUGAAGGAAAUGUCAGCUUUUGCACUUGGGAGGUUGGCACAGGACACUCACAAUCAAGCUGGUAUUGCACAUAGUGGUGGCAUUGUUCCAUUAUUGAAACUUCUAGAUUCAAGAAAUGGCACUCUGCAACACAAUGCUGCAUUUGCUUUGUAUGGACUUGCAGAUAAUGAGGAUAAUGUUGCUGAUCUGAUAAGAGUUGGUGGUGUUCAAAAGCUGCUGGAUGGUGAAUUUGUUGUUCAACCAACUCGGGAAUGUGUAGCAAAGACAUUGAAGAGGUUGGAGGAGAAGAUUCAUGGAAGGGUGUUGAGUCAUUUGCUGUACCUGAUGCGUAGUUCUGAGAGAAAUGUUCAAAGACGAGUUACCUUGGCUCUUUCACAUCUCUGUUCGCCUGAUGACCAGAAAUCAAUAUUUGUGGAUAGCAUUGGAUUGGAUAUACUUUUGGAGCUUUUCCAAUCAAGCAAUUCAAAACAUCAAGAAGACAGUUGUGUUGCUUUGCGAAAGCUGGCUGAAAAAGCUACUUCACUUAAUCCUGUGGAUGCAGCAGGACCAUCAUCUCCAAUAUCUCAGGUAUAUUUGGGUGAGCAGUAUGUGAACAACCCUACACUUUCUGAUGUAACUUUCCUGAUUGAAGGCAAACGGUUUUAUGCUCACAGAAUCUGCCUGCUUGCUUCUUCUGAUGCGUUUCGGGCAAUGUUUGAUGGUGGUUACAGGGAGAGAGAUGCAAAAGAUAUUGAGAUACCAAAUAUAAGUUGGGAGACAUUUGAGAAAAUGAUGAGGUACAUUUACAGUGGAUCGGUGGAGGUGGAUCUGAGAAUAGCCCAGGAUCUCCUUAGAGCUGCCGACCAAUAUCUUCUAGAUGGGCUCAAGCGUCUUUGUGAAUACACCAUUGCACAGGAUAUUACGCUUGACAAAGUAGCAUAUAUGUAUGACUUAUCAGAGGCCUUCAAUGCUGUCUCCUUAAAGGAUGCUUGCAUUCUGUUUAUUUUGGAACACUUUGACAAAUUAAAUUCAAAACCAUGGUAUGGUAGUUUGAUGAAGCGGAUGUUGCCAGACAUGUGUGAUUACUUUAUGAAGAUACUUGGCAAGCCACUGAAAUGAAAUCUGAGAGAGAUGAUUUAGAUCUAGGUUUGUUGUUUUCAAGGGAAAAUGUACAGAAAGUAAUCAGUUUGUGUUGUUUUUUUCAAGGGAAAUCAUGCAUCACAGCUGUAAUUCGUCAACAGAAUGUGUAUUUCCGAACAUGAUUAAUGCCCUUAUUGCCAAUUUGCUAUACAAGAGUCGACAGGGG